Molecule: messenger RNA, 1156 nt
Organism: Amphimedon queenslandica
Lineage: Eukaryota; Metazoa; Porifera; Demospongiae; Haplosclerida; Niphatidae
Product: ubiquitin carboxyl-terminal hydrolase 47-like
Exons: 9
Molecular function (GO): protein binding
Source: RefSeq, a predicted model, not a curated record
ACCAGACUAUCAGCCAUUAGUAGAUAAUAAAAGAAUAAUAGAGAAAUUACAAGAAAGAAUAACAUUAAUGAAUAUGGAACUAAUUUCUGAAAGAGAACACAAUGAGAAGAUUAUGAAAGAUAUUAAAGAUUUGACAAAUGUUGAAGACAAAGAGACUAGUAAUGAAGAGAAUGAGUAUGAUAGUCUAAAGGAUGAGGUGAAGGAUCAAAUAUGUUCAUUCAAACUAUAUUGUAGUCAUCCUUUUACUGGAGAAUUAAUGGAGUCAAUACUUAAAGUACAUAAAGAUGAACUACUACCCACAGUACUGGAUAAAGCUUAUGAGUUAAUGGAAUUAGCUCCUCAUAUUCCUAUUGAGAGAUGUCGUUUAGUUAAAUAUGAUUAUGAUAAUGAUUUACUGGAACAGUCCUUUGAUCUUGAUGAGUUUCAGCACCAAACUAUUUGGCAGAUUGUGGGUGGGACUAGAUGGUAUUUUCUUUUUAAAUUAUUUUUAGAAACUCGUGACGAAAAUGAAAUUUUUGAUAAAUACCAUGAUGGAGGUAUUAAUCUAAAGAUAUCAGUAAUUAACCUGUCAACUGGUGAAAUAGGACCAGCAAAACUAGUGAGAGUUGAGAAAAGUUGGACUGUUGAAGAAUUAAAACAACAUAUAGGAGAAUUAUAUUGUCUCAAUUCAUCAUGCAUUAGAUUAGUAGUGAAGAAUGAUGAUGAUGAUGUUACUGAUAUUAGUGAUGUAGGAUGUACUUUAGACAAGAUAUUCAGAAAGUCAACAUACUUAGACAGACAAUUAGUGUAUGUAUCAUCAGAUCCUGAAGAUUAUCAAAAAGAAUACGAAGAUAGUUUGAUGUACAGAUAUGUUGAUCUUUCUGUCAACCCAAUACUACUGAGCAUUACAAUAUUGCCUGGACCUGAAGCCACACCCACUACAACUAAUGUAACUAGAGGAGGAAUAAUAAUGAAAAUUAUAUCAAUGGAAAAUAAAGGAAAAGAAAGAAAGAUACAGGUACUAGUUGAUAAGAGAAUAACAUUAGCUCAAUUGAAGGAGGAGCUAGUUCCACUGAUUGGUGCACCAUCUACUGGUUUUAUAGUGUAUGAAGUUAGAGAUAAUAAUGAAGAAUAUGAAAUGGAGAGACUGGAUGAGAUAUUAAAAUCUGGAUCAAAG